GAUUACAGUACACAAAGUAAGCUUGGUCGAACAACGAUCGUCUGUGUUAGAUUUCGAUUCCGCUUUGAAAAGUAAACAUCGUGCUGCCUACAUGGCGUCAAAUGAUCAACUUAUCCAUCUUGCUGCUGGGGGCUUGGGAGGAACAGCAGGAGCAGUGUUAACAUGUCCUCUGGAAGUGGUAAAAACAAGACUUCAGUCUUCUUUAAGUACAUUCCAUUACUCGACAGCAACAUCAACUGCUAGGCCUACAUGUCUGGUGUCUAACUAUUCCGCAUUCCACACCGCUCCAAGCAGUACUUUUGUGACAAUUCGAAAUGUUGGAACUAUUGCUAAUGUUUCUGAAGCAGCACUGGUGCAUGCAAGGAGUCGUUCCCUUGGAUUGUUAUUCUGUCUCAGACAAAUUGUCAUACAUGAAGGUAUGAAAGGUUUAUUCAAAGGCUUGGGACCAAACUUGAUCGGCGUCAUUCCAUCAAGAGCAAUUUACUUCUAUUCCUAUGCCAAUAUGAAAAAGUUCCUGAACACACAAAUGAAACCAGAUACCUCUCUAGUACACAUAUAUUCAGCUGUCACCGCAGGUUUCUGUGCCUGCACGACAACCAACCCAAUAUGGUUUAUCAAGACAAAACUCCAACUCGAUCAGAAGAGAUCCAACUCUCUUACUUGUGUAGAGUGUAUCAGGAACACAUACCGAUCAUACGGAUUAGCCGGCUUCUACAAAGGCAUUACUGCUUCUUAUGUAGGCAUUACAGAAACUGUCAUCCAUUUUGUCAUCUACGAAGCUUUGAAGGAGCGAUUAAAGUGUUGGGACAAUCUCACCUUCAACAGGAAGGGUGGUGAGGAACCCUUUAUCAACAGCUUCUUUCGGUGUAUGUUGGCCGGAGCCAUAUCCAAAACCUUUGCCACUUGCAUAGCUUAUCCUCAUGAAGUGGCGAGAACACGACUUCGAGAGGAUGGCAACAAGUACAGAACAUUUGUACAGACAUUGAGACAGGUGUGUAAGGAAAGUGGAAUAAGGGGUAUGUACAGUGGACUGUGUACACAGCUUGUGCGUCAGAUCCCGAACACUGCCAUCAUGAUGGCUACAUACGAGGGUGUUGUCUACUACUUCAACCACAUGAAAUCUGGGGAGGACACGUGAUCAGCCACUAGUCUGCAAAAUCGAGGUGCUACGUUCCUGGUCCACGCUGGCCAUUUACGGACAGUCACUGCAAGUGAUUCCAAAAUCAUUCACUAAUGAGUUGGAUGGUACUGAACACUGACCAGAUUCAAGUCCACACUGCAGAUAUGAUUUGAUCAGUCUGUGGGCAUCAACUGGGCUUUUACUUAACAGUGAUCAAAAGCAAUAAAUUCUAGUCCCAAGUUAAUAAUGUGUUGCGGAUGUAUAGAUACUAUGACAUAUCUGUGUGUUAGUCAUACUGCUAAACAUACACUACUUUUAAGAUCUGGAUUCCAUCAAGUACUGCUAUGCAAUCUCAUUCAAUAUAUUCACUUGUUGUGAAUUAGUUUGUGUACUCACAAGCAGAUCUAUUGUAUUCUAAAUCGUUCAGCACUGUAUCAAUCUGUUCUAUCAUUGUGUUCAUAUAUGUAGAAAACAUUGUAUUAUAUUAUAGAUAGAAGUCUGAUAAAGAUUUUUCCAGCAUUGAGAAAUUGCCUUUGAUGAAUUUGGCAUUUUGAGAAUUUAUAAAGUAUUAAAUCAAAAAUACAAUCUGUUCAGCUAAAGUUUGAAACACCAUGAGGUGCUACUACAUUAUAAACAUCAGAACUCCACUCUAUGUCUUCUUUAUUUUGAUAGUCCAAGGGAGACAAUCUAGUGGCUUCUAUUCUGUUAAAUAGAGUAAUUAAACAAAAAAAAUGUAUUUAAAUUGUACCAAUGGUAUUGAGUUUAAACAAUCAUUUAUUAUAUAUGAUAUAGAAGUUAAAAUAUUUAAAUUAUUUGUAGGUAAUACAAUGUAUAUGGUGUAGAAUUUGAGAAGAUAAAACUUGCUUUUAAAUGGUUUUAAUAAUAUUGAAACAACAUUUACUACUACCAUUUUACAUGGGCCUUCAGUCAUGAAAAGUGUCAAAACAGCCAGUUACUGAAACAAAGUCAUUUGUGUGUAUAUAUUAUGCUGUUUUGUUGUGAUCUCGUAAAAUUUCAAUGUACAGUACUGUUUUUGUUACUUGUGUUACACUUUUAAAUGUUUACUUUCCCUUUCUUUCAAGCUGUAGAUAUGUGUCCAUUUUGUAAACAAAACAAAUAAAUUUGCAACUGAUGUAAACUUGUGAUAUUAAAGUGCUAAUGAAAAUUUAAUAACACUUGAGAUUUACAUGUCCAUAUAUAUACUUUGUUCACAUCCCAGUAGUUAAUACUGAAAUGGAAGGGGGGGAGGGUGUUGAAAAAAAAAUUGGAAUUGAAAAAUGAUUUAUUAAAUGUUAAGAAAAUAUUAAUUUUGGUAACAAAUUAUAUGAAGACUUCAACAGUCAGGAGAAGAUCUGUAACUUUAAGAACAUUUUUUUAUCAGACUGAUGGGGAUAAAGGCAGACUUAUUCUUUACCACUUUGGUAGUACAUUCUGUUUUCUUUUGUUUUCCGUUCCUUUUGUUCGACGUUCUUUGUUUAUGUGACAAUUCACAGUUACUGUUUUACAUGUUUAUUCCUUCUUUUAGAACACUUACAAAACUGAAAGUAUUCUUUCAGCAAUUUGUAAGAACUAACUGAAGUGUUUGUGAUAAUGUUGAUAAGUAUAUGUAUAUAUAUUGACUUGACAAUUUACUGUUUGGUGAAUAUUUAAUGAUGCAAAUAAAAUGAAAAAUCAAACUUA
This is a messenger RNA of Pecten maximus, 2800 nucleotides long. RefSeq names its product solute carrier family 25 member 36-like. Gene Ontology annotation, biological process: mitochondrial transport; pyrimidine nucleotide import into mitochondrion. The transcript is spliced from 7 exons. Gene Ontology annotation, cellular component: mitochondrial membrane; mitochondrion. Gene Ontology annotation, molecular function: pyrimidine nucleotide transmembrane transporter activity. The record is from RefSeq and is a predicted model, not a curated record. Bases 92 to 1138 code for a protein of 348 amino acids. Lineage: Eukaryota; Metazoa; Mollusca; Bivalvia; Pectinida; Pectinidae.